UUCUCGGUUUUCGUACAGAAUUUCCAGGUUUCACUUUUUGUAUUGGCAUCUGAAAUUGGCUAGGUGAUAAUAUUUACUGGGUAAUACCUGAGCGAUCGAACAUGUGAUUGUACGAGUAGGCUGAUAAAUUGCAGCUAACACCGGCAGAUGUGCUGGCUUAAUUGUUUUGGCUGAUGAGAAAUGAGUGGCAGUGGACGAGCAAGAACGACGUCGUUUGCUGAAAGCGGGAUAGGAAUGAGCGGUAUGAGUGGAAGUCGACAGCAGUUGUCGAACUCCUCUGGUGCGUCCGUUUCGGGCGUGCGGAUCUCCAGCGGUCGGGAUGGAAGUCGAGUUACGACUGUGGUCGCAACCCCUGGUCAAGGUAGUUGCGAUCGACCGCAAGAUGUUUCGUACACGGAUACUAAAGUGAUAGGAAAUGGAUCGUUUGGUGUUGUGUACCAAGCUAAACUUUGCGAAUCUGGAGAACUGGUUGCUAUCAAAAAGGUUCUCCAAGACAAACGUUUCAAGCGGGGACAAGGUAGCUAUCUAUUUUCUGUCGACGUAGUUCGAGGAAUUCCGCAGUAUGACUUCGAUUUUCAGAAGGAUGAAGUGUUCUUGAAUCUUGUCCUGGAAUACAUUCCCGAGACUGUGUAUCGAGUGGCCCGGCAUCAUAGUAAGAAUAAGCAGACAAUCGCCAUCAGUUUCAUCAAACUGUACAUGUACCAGCUUUUCCGAAGUUUGGCCUACAUUCACUCGCUGGGCAUAUGCCACCGAGAUAUAAAGCCUCAGAACUUAUUACUGGAUCCGGAUACGGGAGUAUUGAAACUGUGUGAUUUCGGAUCGGCUAAGCACCUGAUAGCUGGCGAGCCGAACGUUUCUUAUAUUUGCUCGCGGUACUACCGUGCUCCUGAAUUGAUUUUUGGUGCUACUGACUACACGACUCAAAUUGACGUAUGGAGCGCGGGCUGUGUUCUUGCCGAGCUUCUGCUCGGUCAGCCGAUUUUCCCGGGUGAUUCCGGCGUUGACCAGUUGGUGGAAAUCAUAAAAGUUCUGGGCACCCCGACUCGCGAGCAGAUUUACGAGAUGAACCGACAUUAUUCGGAGUUCAAGUUUCCCCAGAUCAAAGCCCAUCCAUGGCAAAAGGUGUUCCGUGCAAGAACUCCUCCAGAGGCAAUCGAGCUGGUUUCCAAGUUGCUAGAAUACACGCCGUCGUCGAGAUUAUCGCCGUUGAAAGCUUGCGCUCAUCAGUUCUUCGAGGAGCUGCGUGAGCCGAACACUCGGUUGCCAAAUGGACGUGAUUUGCCGCCGUUGUUCAACUUCACAGAGCAUGAGUUACGGAUCGACCCAUCACUGAAUGCAGUGUUGAUCCCACCGCACGUGCGUAAUCAGAGAACUACCUCCGUUGGCGGUAAACCCGAGGGCAGCGGAAGUGGUGGAUCUUCUCCAAGCGUGCUGGCUGGCAAGGAUACGGAAUUACCGGGGAACGGAGCAUCGCCACAGAACUCUAAAGUGCCGACUGGACCUGACGCACCAAGCGCGGGGGUCCCAUCAUUACCGACAAACGUUGCCGGGACGGCACCAGCUACCGCUGCAGCCGCUACCUGAACUACCUUGCCGUCGCCUGUUCUCUUCGUGCACCAUUUCCGCAGCACUUUUUACUGUCUGAUGGGGGGGGGGGGAUAGGAAGCGUAGUUAGACCCCAGCGCGGGCGGAAGCGAUAACUUGGCUCCUGAAGUAGCGAGUAAUUGCUGAACUAGAGGAGCCCCCGAAUAAUCGCUUCGAUAUUUCCCGUAGUAUGCGGGUAUCUUCUCUCUGUCUCUCCUCUAUAUCUCUUCCCCGUAGUUCGUUUCAUUUCACGCUGAACGCCGAGGAUCUUGCGCCUUUUUGCUGAGCACGGGUGGUUGAUGCGUUUUGGGAGUGGUUCGCGAGUUGCUUUUGGCAGUAACUUGUUCUGUUUCGUAUCAGUUACGCAAUAUGACAUAGAAGGUGGGGCCCAUGAUUAACAUGUCACACAUCGGUCCGUGACGAUUUUUUUGUUGUGAUUUUUGACAAUACGUGAAUGGCGGCAGGAGUGUGUGCGUGGAAAUUGAUUGAUAUGAAGAGAGGAGACUGUUAACCAACAGCUCAGAUAGUUCAGAGCCCAGGAAAUGUAGCCAAAUGCCAGACUUAUUUCUUUUGUCAACUGUUUCUCUUUGACAGGACAUCGCCGGUCAGUAAAGUUGUUUGCUUUGAUUGGAACUCCCGUGCUCCCCUGAAUCAAACUCCUUUCCUUGCAUCAGAUUGAAAUAUUCAUGCAAGUGUUCUGGUUAGAUUUGUUUUCUUGUUCUGAGGCGGAACUGUGAGUGUGUGCUGAAAUCGAGAUAGGCUGACCAGCGCCAGUUGGAAUAGAAAUGAAUUGAUUCUUGGGCCAUCCCAGCCCGAAAUCCUCCCUCCUGCACUAGUGUUCCUCCAAGGAUAGUGGAUCUGUCCUGCUGGUUGUCUCUAGCUCAGUGGCCUUAGCUUAGGGACUUUGUUAUUCAGCUAAGGAGGAGGCACUGCCUAGUAUAAUUGGAGUGUUGAGUGACACGGAUUCAGUCAAUCAGUCUGCUACUGGUGGAACAUUUUCGAGAGAAAUCAAUUCACCGCUGUGAUACCUGUACAUUAUGAUGAGAAAUUAAUGAAUUAGCGUUCUCUUCAGAAGGUCUGAGUGCACCUGCUGACUUGAGGACUGCAGAGCUGGCGAGCGAUAGUACAUUUUCCAUGUUUUCAUUUGAUUUACUGAAGUUGCUAUUCGCUCUUUGCGCAAUUGUAUAUUGAACAGGCUAGUUUCCCUGAGCAAAUGUUUCAUUUGCAUUGUGCGUAGUUCUGGGUGACUUGCGGUAUUACUGAGGUCCCGGAUAAUUGACGUGUUGAGGCCUCUGCACUAUUUCCAUUCAGAAAAUUUCCGAAGUAUGCCUUCUAACGUUAGUCCAGUCUAGAUCAGUGGCUGCUGACUUCACCUGUUGCCUUUCAAUGCAUGUUUGGCUCAGCAUUCACUUGAGUCUGCCAUACUGGGUUUUCUUUCCAUAUCCGAUUGUGGGCGUUAGUGGUUUUGUAUCUUGAUUUCCGCUCCCUGACAGGGAUGAAGAAAUGAAAUGAAGUAUGUUGUCUGCUUUUAAA
Molecule: messenger RNA, 3117 nt
Organism: Notodromas monacha
Lineage: Eukaryota; Metazoa; Arthropoda; Ostracoda; Podocopida; Cyprididae
Source: the annotation of a GenBank genome assembly